UGCAGCACUUCCUUUAUAGGAGAGUUCACACCAGCUCGUAGCUGUGAGACUUUGAGGUUUGUGUUACAGAAAACAGAGCAAAGAGGUCUGUGUGUCCUCCCUUCAGUACAACAUGUUCUACUCUACCAGCAGCAGUUGUUUCUUGACCAAUAUGGCAAAACUGAGACUGUUCUUUGUUCUUCUUCUGCCACUAACUGUGAGUUCUGACGCUGAAGAGACUCUUGUGAAAACCAUUGGGAACAAACCAGAUGUGACUCCAAUCUGCACCAAUGAAACACAGCAGAUCAUCACACUUGUAGUUUGUAAGAUCAGAACACAGAUGAGAGGAGAAGAGUGUCGUCUGACAUAUUAUCUUGGAAAGGGUUUUAUACCUGAAUGUGACUCCAGAUUCACACUUAUGAUGGAGAAUCAAACUAUGUUUCUCCACCUGACCAGUUUAACACCAGUGGAUAGUGGGAACUUCACCUGUGAGUGUUCCUUUCCUGGUGGAACAUUUACUCUCUAUCUGAAUAUCACUGUGGAAGAUGUUGUAGAAGAUGAAGACGCCAGAAAUUCAACAUUAACUCUACAUGUUUUGAUUGGUGUAACUACAGUCACCAUAAUAACUGUAGUUAUUCUGGGAUUAAUCUACAGAAGAAUACGUCUUGGAAAACAUCCAGUACCACAGAGUAGUCCUGCAAACUCGGAGCUUCAGGACAUCGAGCCGUACAGCACCUUCAUGAGGAGAGAGAGUGGGCUUUACUCUACUGUCAGAGUCAACACUAAUGCCAAUUAUUCAAACAUGUCUACCGGAGAGGACACACAUAGCAGGAAGUUUUUGUAGACUUCCAUCUGUUGCAGCAAUGAUGCAUGUUGAACUGUGUGACAGUGCCUGUUGUCCACAAGGUGGCGCCGUUAUGCUUUGUACCAACUUCAGUAUUCUCCUCAAACAGGAAUAAUGUAUAUCAAAGUAACUGCUGAUGUAAAUGAUGAUCGGAAUCAAUUAAUUAAACAAUUAAAAUAAAA
Messenger RNA from Dicentrarchus labrax (European seabass), 1005 nucleotides. RefSeq lists its product as uncharacterized. The coding region runs from base 113 to 823 and encodes 236 amino acids. The record is from RefSeq and is a predicted model, not a curated record. The transcript has 5 exons. NCBI's taxonomy places the organism in Eukaryota, Metazoa, Chordata, Actinopteri, Moronidae.